Bombina bombina (fire-bellied toad) is the source of this 1167-nucleotide messenger RNA. Its product is annotated as gastrula zinc finger protein XlCGF26.1-like. The record is from RefSeq and is a predicted model, not a curated record. NCBI's taxonomy places the organism in Eukaryota, Metazoa, Chordata, Amphibia, Anura, Bombinatoridae. The annotation marks the transcript as partial. The transcript has a single exon. Gene Ontology annotation, biological process: regulation of immune system process; negative regulation of transcription by RNA polymerase II; regulation of cytokine production.
UUCUUAUUGAUAGGUGAAUUCACAAACUGCAAGAACUAUAACACAAAUCGUAUUGCUCAUCAGAGAAUUCACACAGGAGAGAAAGCAUUUCCAUGUUCUGACUGUGGGAAAUGUUUUACUGUGAAAUCAACUCUUAUUGCACAUCAGAAAAUUCAUACAGGGGAGAAAGCAUUUUCAUGUUCUGACUGUGGGAAAUGUUUUAUUCAGAAAUCACAGCUUAUUGUACAUCAGAAAACUCAUACAGGAGAGAAAGCAUUUCCAUGUUAUGACUGUGGGAAAUGUUUUAUUCAGAAAUCACAGCUUAUUGUACAUCAGAAAACUCAUACAGGAGAGAAAGCAUUUCCAUGUUCUGACUGUGGGAAAUGUUUUACUCAGAAAUCACAGCUUAUUGUACAUCAGAAAACUCAUACAGGAGAGAAAGCAUUUCCAUGUUCUGUCUGUGGGAAAUGUUUUACUAUGAAAUCAAGUCUUAUUGCACAUCAGACAAUUCAUACAGGAGAGAAAGCCUUUUCAUGUUCUGACUGUGGGAAAUCUUUUACUUCGAAACAAAAUCUUAUUGCACAUCAGAAAAUUCAUACAGGAGAGAAAACCUUUUCAUGUUCUUACUGUGGCAAAUGUUUUACUUUGAAACAAAAUCUUAUUGCACAUCAGAAAAUUCAUACAGGAGAGAAAGCCUUUUCAUGUUCUGACUGUGGGAAAUGUUUUACUAUGAAAUCAAGUCUUAUUUCACAUCAGAAAAUUCAUACAGGAGAGACAGACUUUUCAUGUUCUGACUGUGGGAAAUGUUUUGCUAUGAAAUCAACUCUUAUUACACAUCGGAAAACUCAUACAGGAGAGAAAGACUUUUCAUGUUCUGACUGUGGGAAAUGUUUUACUAUGAAAUCAACUCUUAUUGGACAUCAGAAAGUUCAUACAGGAGAGAAAGACUUUUCAUGUUCUGACUGUGGGAAAUGUUUUACUUUGAAAUCAAAUCUUAUUAAGCAUCAGAAAACUCAUACAGGAGAGAAAGACUUUUCAUGUUCUGACUGUGGGAAAUGUUUUACUAUGAAAUCAACUCUUAUUACACAUCAUAAAAUUCAUACAGGAGAGAAAGCAUUUUCAUGUUCUGACUGUGGGAAAUGUUUUACUCGGAAAACAACUCUUAUUAGGCAUCGGAAAACUCAUUGA